Mesitornis unicolor (brown roatelo) is the source of this 2889-nucleotide messenger RNA. It is a transcript of the gene NRP1, whose product is annotated as neuropilin 1. The annotation marks the transcript as partial. Gene Ontology annotation, cellular component: membrane. The transcript is spliced from 9 exons. Lineage: Eukaryota; Metazoa; Chordata; Aves; Mesitornithiformes; Mesitornithidae. The record is from RefSeq and is a predicted model, not a curated record.
AUUAUCCUUGCUCUGGGAUGCUGGGUAUGGUAUCUGGGCUCAUUCCUGACUCUCAGAUUACUGCAUCUACUCAAGUUGAUCGAAACUGGAUCCCGGAAAAUGCUCGCCUCAUAACAAGCCGUUCAGGUUGGGCGCUGCCUCCAACUACUCAUCCAUAUACAAAUGAAUGGCUUCAAAUUGACCUUGGUGAAGAAAAAAAAGUGAGAGGCAUAAUUGUCCAGGGAGGCAAGCACCGAGAAAACAAAGUAUUUAUGAAAAAAUUCAAAAUUGGCUACAGCAACAACGGAUCAGAUUGGAAAAUGAUCAUGGAUUCCAGCAAGAAAAAGAUAAAGACUUUUGAAGGCAAUACCAACUAUGACACACCUGAACUGCGGACUUUUGAACCUAUAGUGACGAGAUUCAUCCGCGUCUACCCUGAGAGAGCCACACACGGAGGGCUGGGGCUGCGAAUGGAGCUGCUGGGCUGUGAACUCGAAGCUCCUACUGCUGUUCCUACCAUUUCUGAAGGCAAACCCGUGGAUGAGUGUGAUGAUGACCAAGCGAACUGUCACAGUGGCACAGGUGGUACUACAGUGCUGAACACAGAAAAGCCAACAGUAAUAGACAAUACAUUACAACCAGAGCUGCCACUAUACAACUUCAACUGUGCCUUUGGUUGGGGAUCCCAAAAGACUUUGUGCCACUGGGAGCAUGACAACCAGGUGGAUUUAAAGUGGGCGAUCUUGACCAGCAAAACUGGACCGAUUCAAGACCACACAGGAGAUGGCAAUUUCAUUUACUCUCAAGCUGACGAAAGUCAGAAAGGGAAAGUCGCCCGACUGCUGAGCCCCGUCAUUUACUCGCAGAACUCUGCCCACUGCAUGACUUUCUGGUACCACAUGUCCGGCGCACACGUCGGUACCCUGAAGAUCAAACUGCGGUACCAAAAGCCGGACGAAUACGAUCAGGUGCUGUGGACCCUGAGCGGGCACCAGGCAAACUUCUGGAAGGAAGGACGUGUUCUUCUUCACAAGUCUGUGAAACACUACCAGGUGGUUAUUGAAGGAGAAAUCGGAAAAGGAACUGGAGGAAUUGCUGUGGAUGAUAUUAAAAUUGACAAUCACGUAGCACAAGAGGAUUGCCGAAAAUCAACUGAUGUGGAGAAUGAAAUAGAUGAAGAAGAAGACCCAGAAAGUAAUCAAACAGGGUUUACGCCUCCAUACCGUACAGGAGAGGACUACGACGAUAACAUCUCCAGGAAACCAGGCAACGUCCUGAAGACCCUAGAUCCAAUCCUUAUCACCAUCAUAGCCAUGAGCGCACUUGGGGUGCUUUUAGGAGCCAUCUGUGGAGUUGUCCUGUACUGUGCCUGUUGGCACAAUGGGAUGUCAGAGAGGAACUUGUCUGCACUGGAGAAUUACAAUUUUGAACUGGUUGAUGGUGUAAAACUGAAAAAAGAUAAACUAAACACACAGAAUUCAUACUCGGAAGCAUGAAGGUAUAAAGCAACUGGAGAAGUUUCAGCGAGUCGGGAUGGAAGGACAUAGCUCGGUCGUGCUGGGGAACUGUUGAUCUUCUUUUACUGUACAGGCUGAAAAGUGCAUUGAUGACACUGAGCCAAGCUUUUCUCAGGAGCUUCAAUGAGUGUGUAACCGAUAAACAUGGACAACAAUCUGUGUUAACAAUCUGAAUCAUGUACAGUCUGCUUUUUCUGUUGGUUUUAUUUGAAAUAAUCAAAUGCUGGUGUUGAGACCAAGUAUGAUUGACUUAUAGUUCAUUUUGUCUUUCUUUCUCUCCCUCUCUUUUGUUUUCCGUUAAUGGAUAAUUUUGGUUUUACUGUGCAAAAUCCAAGAUGCUGUCACAAAAUGUAUUCAGUGGGGUCCUUUGGAUGGACAUGCUGUCUGUAGCUCAGUGCCCAGAAAAUAUUGGAGUAACAGCAAUUUAGUGGACUCCUGCACCUGUAUUUGUGUAUAAUUGCUCGUGUUGUGCAUAGGCAAAGAAGGGUUAGGAUGUUUUUGAAAGUACUGCUGCAUCAGUACCAAUAUAGUGUGUCAGCUCUGUUUACGAAGCAAUACAGUCAAAUUUUAUUGAUGUUUUUCAGUGUUGUACUAAAUUUUGUGCUUGUGAACUCCAUAAAAGUGUGCCAUCAUCAGACACAACUGGUAACCGAGUGUACUGCCUAAAAAUGAAACAAAAAAGUCCUUGGCACUGGCUAGUGUAUGUCCUCUCAAGUGCCUUUUUGUUUGUACUGCUUCUCAUUGCAUUAACAUUAACCACAGCUCUGCUUCUCCGCAGUUAUGCCCUUGUCUUUAAUCAUAUUCUGAUGGCUCACUAACUAAAAGAAAAGUAUAUUUUAGUGUAAGAAAGUAGCCUCAGGAAGGCAAGGGCUAUCAGAUUUGACAACCUGGCUCGAUUGUUCUGCUUUCUGUAUUUCAACUUCAUAUAUCUUGACCCUUUUGUACAAAGCUGCAAUAUCCCCUUUUAUUGUUCUUUCAUAUAGAAUGUAUUUUCAAAUGUAAAAUCUCUCUCCCUUUCUCUUCUCCUCUCUCUCUUUCUCCCUCUGAAUAGAUUGCAUAAGCAUUUGCCAUUGCCAAGGAAAGAAAACUGCAGCUUUAACUUGCUGGUAAUGGCAAAGGAUUUUAUUAGAGUUUGUGUUAAAAAAUAAGGGAAAAUUCUUAACUUUACCCUCCAAAGUCGAACUUUGGAUUUCUUCUUAACAGCAUAAAGUGACAGUAUCUUUUUUCCUGAAGUCAUGAAACACAUCUUUUAUCCUGAACAGCUUGCCUGUUAAUUACACUUGGGAAAAUUAUUCCCUUGCUGAAAAGAUUGCCUUUAAAAUGAGAAACUUUCCUCCUCCUGCCCCUACCUGAACUCAGAGUUCUGUUCUCUCAGUAAACGUGUAUUUUCAUG